UGUUUGCGUGACAUGCUGCGCGCGUCGUGCGUGCGUUGUGAGUCUUUUGUGCGGGAGAGCAGAAGCAGCAGAACCCGCAACUUUUCUUCUAUACCGUACUGCUAUCACCCGGCCCCGCAGCUUCCCGCAGCACCCCGCAGCUCCCCGCAGGCCUGUAGCUGUAGCUGUGUGAGCGGUUAGCCCGGGCUCUGAGGAUUAGCCGGGGCUUACACUAGAGCUGCAGGAUGGCGGAUGUUACAGCGCGUAGUCUGCAGUAUGAGUAUAAAGCGAACUCGAACUUGGUUUUGCAAGCUGAUCGCUCUCUCAUUGACCGCACUCGCCGAGAUGAACCUACAGGCGAGGUGUUGUCUUUGGUUGGGAAACUGGAAGGGACCAAAAUGGGAGACAAGAGUCAACGAACGAAGCCACAAAUGUUGGAAGAAAGGAGGGCAAAGAGAAGAAAGCGAGAUGAAGACAGACAUGACAUUAACAAAAUGAAAGGAUUUACCCUGCUGUCAGAAGGAAUUGAUGAGAUGGUGGGUAUCGUAUACAAGCCAAAGACCAAGGAGACCAGAGAAACGUAUGAAAUCCUCCUCAGCUUCAUUCAGGCUGCUCUUGGAGACCAGCCAAGAGACAUUCUGUGUGGUGCUGCAGAUGAGGUGUUAGCUGUUCUUAAGAAUGAGAAGAUGAGGGAUAAGGAAAGGAGGAGGGAAGUUGAGCAAUUGCUUGGACCUACAGAUGACACACGCUACCAUGUCCUGGUCAACUUGGGCAAGAAGAUCUCUGACUAUGGAGGGGACAAAGAACUCCAAAAUAUGGAUGAAAACAUAGAUGAAACAUAUGGAGUAAAUGUACAGUUUGAGUCUGAUGAGGAGGAAGGUGAUGAAGACCAGUAUGGAGAGGUGCGGGAGGAAGGUUCUGAUGACAGCGAGGGAGAGGAAGCAGAUGUGGGUUGCACACUGUCUGCUAAUUUGGGGACUGCAGGAGAUGUGAUGACGACCAAAAAGAAAGACCUUCACCCUAGAGACAUUGAUGCUUUUUGGCUUCAGAGGCAGCUCAGCCGUUUCUAUGAUGACGCUAUUGUGUCUCAGAAGAAAGCUGAUGAGGUUUUGGAGAUUCUCAAGACCGCUAGUGAUGACCGAGAAUGUGAGAAUCAGUUGGUGCUUCUGCUGGGUUUUAAUACCUUUGACUUCAUUAAGGUGCUACGCCAGCACAGGCGCAUGAUCCUCUACUGCACCAUGUUGGCCAGUGCACAAAGUGAAGCGGAAAAGGAGAAGAUAAUUGCCAAAAUGGAAGCAGAUCAAGACUUGUCCAAAGUUCUUUACCAGCUGCAGGAAACUGAAAAGGAAGACAUUAUUCGAGAAGAAAGAUCUCGCAGGGAAAGACUGAGAAAGUCUCGAGUGGAUGAUAUGGAGUCUAUGGACAUUGAUCGCUCAGAGUCUGUGGCAGCACGACAGCUUCUCGAUCUCGAGGAUCUUGCCUUCACUCAAGGAAGCCACUUUAUGGCCAACAAGCGCUGCCAGCUUCCUGACGGUUCCUUCCGUAAACAAAGAAAAGGCUACGAGGAGGUGCACGUACCUGCGCUUAAACCCAAGCCUUUUUCUGAUGAUGAGACUCUUGUGGCUGUUGAGAAGAUGCCGAAAUACGCCCAGGCUGCAUUUGAAGGGUUCAAAACAUUGAACCGCAUUCAGAGCAAACUGUUCAAAACUACUAUGGAGACAGAUGGGAACCUGUUGGUUUGCGCUCCCACUGGAGCUGGUAAAACCAAUGUUGCUCUGAUGGCCAUGCUCAGAGAGAUUGGCAAGCAUAUCAACAUGGAUGGCACCAUUAAUGUGGAUGAUUUCAAAAUCAUCUACAUUGCUCCUAUGCGUUCACUGGUACAGGAAAUGGUGGGCAGCUUUGGCAAGCGUUUGGCCAGUUAUGGGAUCACAGUGUCUGAGCUGACUGGUGAUCACCAGCUCUGCAAGGAGGAGAUCAAUGCCACGCAGAUCAUUGUGUGUACACCUGAGAAAUGGGACAUCAUCACCCGCAAGGGAGGGGAGCGCACAUACACUCAGCUAGUGCGCCUCAUCAUUAUUGAUGAGAUUCACUUGCUACAUGAUGACCGUGGACCAGUAUUGGAAUCUCUCAUUGCUCGCACCAUCCGAAACGUGGAGCUCACCCAAGAGGAGGUGCGCCUUAUUGGCCUCAGUGCCACGCUGCCGAACUAUGAAGAUGUGGCCACAUGUCUCCGUGUGGACCCUGCUAAGGGCCUGUUCUACUUUGACAACAGUUUCCGCCCUGUGCCACUGGAGCAGACGUACGUGGGAAUCACAGAGAAAAAGGCAAUCAAACGCUUUCAAAUCAUGAAUGAAAUCGUCUAUGAGAAGAUCAUGGAGCAUGCAGGAAAGAACCAGGUUCUGGUAUUUGUACACUCGCGUAAGGAGACUGGAAAGACCGCGAGGGCAAUAAGGGAUAUGUGUCUGGAGAAAGAUACUCUGGGGCUGUUCCUUCGUGAGGGUUCUGCUUCCACUGAGGUCCUGAGGACAGAGGCAGAGCAGUGCAAGAAUCUGGAGCUAAAAGAUCUCUUGCCGUAUGGUUUUGCCAUCCAUCACGCUGGCAUGACCAGAGUAGACAGAACUCUGGUGGAAGAUCUGUUUGCUGAUCGUCAUAUUCAGGUACUGGUGUCUACUGCCACAUUGGCCUGGGGAGUAAACUUGCCUGCCCACACUGUCAUCAUCAAAGGCACUCAGGUGUACAGUCCAGAGAAAGGAAGGUGGACUGAGCUGGGAGCUCUGGACAUUCUGCAGAUGCUUGGGCGCGCUGGCCGACCGCAGUAUGAUACAAAAGGAGAGGGCAUUUUGAUCACGUCCCAUGGAGAGCUGCAGUAUUACUUGUCUCUGCUCAACCAGCAGCUGCCUAUAGAAAGCCAGAUGGUGGGGAAACUUCCCGACAUGCUCAAUGCUGAGGUGGUGCUGGGCAAUGUUCAGAAUGUGAAGGACGCUGUGAACUGGAUUGGUUAUACUUAUCUGUAUGUACGGAUGCUACGUAACCCCACACUCUAUGCGGUUUCCCAUGAUGAACGCAGCACUGAUCCUUACCUGGAGCAGCGCAGGAUGGACCUGGUGCACACAGCUGCCACUGUGCUGGAGAAGAACAAUUUGGUCAAAUAUGACAAGAGGAGUGGCAGUUUCCAGGUGACCGACUUGGGACGGAUUGCCAGUCACUUCUACAUUACUCAUGAGUCCAUUAUGACCUACAACCAGCUACUGAAACCUACACUUAGUGAAAUCGAGCUCUUCAGGGUGUUCUCCCUCUCCUCUGAGUUCAGGAACAUCACAGUCAGAGAGGAGGAAAAACUGGAGCUACAGAAGCUACUGGAGAGGGUGCCCAUUCCCGUGAAGGAAAGUAUAGAGGAGCCCAGUGCUAAGAUAAAUGUUCUGCUGCAGGCCUACAUCUCCCAACUAAAACUAGAGGGCUUUGCUCUAAUGGCUGACAUGGUUUAUGUCACACAGAGUGCUGGUCGAUUGAUGAGGGCCAUUUUUGAGAUUGUUCUUGGUCGAGGCUGGGCUCAGCUCACAGACAAAACAAUGAACCUCUGCAAAAUGAUCGACAAAAGAAUGUGGCAGUCCAUGUCUCCUCUGCGUCAGUUCCGCAAGCUUCCAGAAGAAGUCAUCAAGAAGAUUGAAAAGAAGAGCUUUCCCUUUGAGCGUCUUUAUGAUCUCAAUCACAAUGAAAUUGGUGAGCUGAUCCGCAUGCCAAAAAUGGGGAAAACCAUCCACAAGUAUGUGCACCAGUUUCCAAAACUGGACCUUGCAGUUCACCUUCAGCCCAUCACUCGCUCCACCCUGAAGGUGGAGCUCACCAUCACUCCAGACUUUCAGUGGGAUGAUAAGGUGCAUGGAUCCUCUGAGGCGUUUUGGAUCUUGGUGGAGGAUGUUGACAGUGAGGUGAUUCUGCACCAUGAAUACUUCCUGCUUAAGGCCAAAUAUGCUCAGGAUGAACACUUGAUCACCUUUUUUGUGCCCGUGUUCGAGCCGCUGCCUCCACAGUACUUCAUCAGAGUCGUCUCAGACCGCUGGCUUUCUUGUGAAACUCAGCUGCCAGUGUCUUUCCGUCACCUCAUCCUCCCAGAGAAAUAUCCUCCUCCCACUGAGCUGCUGGAUCUGCAGCCUCUGCCAGUAUCUGCCCUGAGAAAUGCUGCGUUUGAGAGCCUCUAUCAGAACAAGUUCCCCUUUUUCAACCCCAUUCAGACACAAGUGUUCAAUGCAGUUUACAACAGUGAUGACAAUGUGUUUGUGGGAGCCCCUACUGGCAGUGGAAAGACAAUCUGUGCAGAGUUUGCCAUUCUGAGGAUGCUGCUACAUAACACAGAAGGACGCUGUGUCUACAUCACGCCCAUGGAGGCUCUGGCUGAACAGGUGUUUGUGGAUUGGCACCAGAAGUUCCAAGAAGCACUGAACAAAAAAGUGGUCAUACUGACUGGAGAAACCAGCACUGACCUAAAGCUGCUGGGAAAAGGAGACAUCAUCAUCAGCACCCCGGACAAGUGGGACAUCCUGUCCCGUCGAUGGAAGCAGAGGAAGAAUGUGCAGAAUGUCAGCCUCUUCAUUGUGGAUGAGACUCACCUCAUUGGAGGAGAGAAUGGGCCUGUGCUGGAGGUCAUCUGCUCCAGAAUGAGGUACAUCUCCUCUCAGAUUGAGAGGCCCAUCCGCAUCGUGGCUCUCAGUUCCUCUCUGUCCAAUGCUAAAGACGUAGCCCACUGGCUGGGCUGCAGUACCACGGCAACCUUCAAUUUCCACCCUAAUGUUCGGCCUGUGCCACUGGAACUCCACAUCCAGGGUUUCAAUGUGAGUCACACACAGACCCGUCUGCUGUCUAUGGCUAAACCUGUCUAUCAUAGCAUCAUGAAGCACUCACCAUCCAAACCAACCUUGGUGUUUGUGCCAUCUCGUCGUCAAACCCGCCUCACUGCCAUUGACAUCCUCACGUUCUGUGCUGCAGACGUCGUUCCUCAGAGAUUCCUGCAUUGCACUGAGAAGGACCUGGCCCCGUUCCUGGAGAAGCUGUCUGAUGCAACAUUAAGGGAAACCCUUUCUAAUGGUGUGGGCUAUCUGCAUGAGGGACUCUCCUCCACAGAAUGCAAGAUUGUUGAGCAACUCUUCAACUCUGGUGCCAUUCAGGUCGUGGUGGCAUCCCGUUCUCUUUGCUGGGGAACUAACAUCUCUGCCCACUUGGUGAUUGUCAUGGACACGCAGUACUACAAUGGCAAAAUUCAUGCUUAUGUGGACUAUCCAAUCUACGACGUGCUCCAGAUGGUGGGGAAAGCUAAUCGCCCCCUACAGGAUGAUGAGGGCCGCUGUGUCAUCAUGUGCCAAGGAUCUAAAAAGGACUUCUUCAAGAAAUUCCUCUACGAGCCUCUGCCUGUUGAAUCCCACCUGGACCACUGUCUCCAUGAUCACUUUAAUGCUGAGAUUGUCACGAAGACUGUGGAGAACAAGCAGGAUGCUGUGGACUAUCUGACGUGGACCUUCCUUUACCGCCGCAUGACCCAGAAUCCCAACUACUACAACCUGCAGGGUAUGUCUCACCGGCACCUGUCGGACCACUUGUCGGAGCUGGUGGAGAACACGCUGCAGGAUCUGGAGCAGUCCAAGUGCAUCAGUGUGGAGGAUGAGAUGGAUGUAGCUCCCCUCAACCUGGGCAUGAUCGCCGCUUACUACUACAUUAACUAUACCACCAUCGAGUUGUUCAGCAUGUCGCUGAAUGCAAAGACAAAGAUCCGUGGCCUGAUCGAGAUCAUUUCCAAUGCAGCAGAGUAUAAGAACAUUCCCAUCAGACAUCAUGAAGAUACGCUGCUCCGCCAGCUGGCUCAAAAAGUUCCCCACAAGCUGAACAGCCCCAAGUUUAAUGACCCACACGUGAAGACCAACCUGCUGCUGCAAGCCCAUCUCUCCCGUAUGCAACUGAGUGCAGAGCUUCAAUCUGACACGGAAGAUAUCCUCAGCAAGGCUGUGCGUCUCAUUCAAGCAUGUGUGGAUGUGCUCUCCAGUAACGGCUGGCUGAGUCCUGCUCUGGCUGCUAUGGAGCUGGCACAGAUGGUGACUCAGGCCAUGUGGUCUAAAGACUCGUAUCUCAGACAGCUACCACACUUUACCACGGAGCACAUCAAGCGCUGCACUGAUAAGGGAGUGGAGAGUAUUUUUGACAUUAUGGAAAUGGAGGAUGAGGAGCGCACUGCUCUCUUACAGCUGUCUGAUGUUCAGAUGGCUGAUGUGGCACGGUUUUGUAACCGCUACCCUAAUAUUGAGCUAUCCUACGAAGUUGCCGACAAAGACUACAUCAAGAGUGGCAGUCCAGUUCUGGUUCAGGUGCAGUUAGAGAGAGAGGAAGAGGUGACUGGACCAGUCAUUGCUCCACUCUUUCCCCAGAAACGUGAAGAGGGCUGGUGGGUUGUAAUUGGAGACCCGAAGUCUAACAGUCUCAUCUCCAUUAAGAGGUUGACUCUGCAGCAGAAGGCCAAGGUGAAACUGGACUUCGUGGCCCCUGUUGUUGGAGUGCAUAACUACACGCUGUAUUUUAUGAGUGAUGCUUACAUGGGCUGUGACCAAGAGUACAAGUUUAGCGUGGAUGUGAAGGAGGCGGACAGUGAUGGGGACAGCGACUCUGACUAAUCUUGUGUUUUGUGUGUAUUCUUAUGUUUUUUUUUUUUGUAAAAUUCUUGAUUUUGUGAAAACUAUGGUGAAACCUGCUUUUGCAUAUGAAAUAUUCAUAAAAUUGUUCUAAAUUCAUUUAAAAGAAACGCUGUACUUCUAAUCUCGCAAAUUGUGUUGCUUGGAAGUUGAGAAAUUGUGUGUAAAUUUACACAUUUUGAUGUUUUGCUGGGUCAGGAAUACAUAUUCUGAAAUGUUGUUAGUAUAUGUCUGUUCCUGUUUUCACAUUUGCUGUAGGUUAAAAUGCGAACAAACAGGCCAAGCAAGAUGGUAAUCAAGCAGAUAUUUCAGUACAGCUCUGCUGUUCUGUUGCUACACUGCUGAUAGUAUGUGGAUGUGAAGAGAAUUUAAAUACACAGAUCCCAAGGAUGGGUAUUGUAAAGUUCUCUUACUUUGAUCUUUUUUUACUGAGUUGAAUUGUGUAUGGGAAUAAAGAGGUUGGUUGUCGAGAGUUUGUCUAGAAUCUGUGCAUUGCGUUUCGAUCAUAUGAUUAUAGUUUUUAAUGAAUAAAGCUAGUCAUUCAA
Astyanax mexicanus (Mexican tetra) is the source of this 7195-nucleotide messenger RNA. It is a transcript of the gene snrnp200, whose product is annotated as small nuclear ribonucleoprotein 200 (U5). Gene Ontology annotation, cellular component: nucleus. The record is from RefSeq and is a predicted model, not a curated record. The coding region runs from base 225 to 6632 and encodes 2135 amino acids. Gene Ontology annotation, molecular function: nucleic acid binding; ATP binding. The transcript is spliced from 45 exons. NCBI's taxonomy places the organism in Eukaryota, Metazoa, Chordata, Actinopteri, Characiformes, Acestrorhamphidae.